AUGCCGGGACUCGGGACCCGGGAGUCUCCGCCUUACAUCUCCGACGUCGGCAUGCCCUUGCAACCGCCCGUCGACAUCGCUCAACAGGUCGCCCACAGUGUUCAUCUCGCCAAGUCCGGUAUCGCAGGGCUGGUGUUGAUGGGUUCAACUGGCGAGGCCAUUCACAUGUCCCGAUAUGAGCGUGUAGAGCUGAUAUCGGGUGUCCGUCAGGGUCUCGACGAAGCAGGCUACCAUGAAUAUCCUAUCAUGGCUGGGGUACUCGUCAAUAGCGUGGAUGAGACUCUCGAAUGGUUACGCGACUCAGCCGAGGCGGGCGCCCAAUGGGGCUUAGUACUCGCGCCGGGCUACUUUGGAGCUGCUGCGAGCCAAGAUAACCUCGUUGAGUGGUUUACUAUGGUUGCCGAGAACAGCCCCCUCCCGAUUUUGAUAUACAACUACCCGGGCGUGACCAACAACCUGGUCGUCGCCGUAGAGACAUAUGUGAAGUUGGCCUCGCACCCCAAUAUUGUGGGGUGUAAAAUGUCUCACGGUAACGUGUCGCACCACGUCCAGGUAUCACUUCACCCUACGAUUGAUCACAAAAGCUUUCGCGUCUACUCUGGCUUCGGGCAGCAGCUCGGCCCAAUUGUUAUGUUCAAUGCCGCUGGGGUGAUUGAUGGCCUCGCUGCUAUCUUUCCCAAGACCAUCGUGCAACUAUUCAAUCUAGCGGCCCAGCGACCCGCCGACGAGAAGGCCCAAGAGGAGGUCCGCCGCCUGCAGUGGAAAGUUUCGUCAGCGGAGGAAUUCAUCGUCAAGAACGGCAUCUUGGGCAUUCGUGAGGCCAUCUUCAAGGUUUUGGGUAUGGGUCAUCUGGACGGCGGCAGGCUCCCUUUGAAAGGCAGCUUGCCACCAGGCGUCUGGGAGCAAUGGAGCGACGCUUUGGGACAAAUGGUGGAUCAAGAGAACAGUCUGUAG
This is a messenger RNA of Emericellopsis cladophorae, 954 nucleotides long. RefSeq lists its product as uncharacterized. The record is from RefSeq and is a predicted model, not a curated record. Gene Ontology annotation, molecular function: 4-hydroxy-tetrahydrodipicolinate synthase activity. Bases 1 to 954 code for a protein of 317 amino acids. Lineage: Eukaryota; Fungi; Ascomycota; Sordariomycetes; Hypocreales; Bionectriaceae. The transcript is spliced from 4 exons.